GUCGCCACUCACACGCCCUCAGAAACAGGAAGCCUGUCCCUUGCCUCCUCCAAGCAGAAGAUGUCUCAGCAGUUCCAGGGUGCACAGGAGCUUUCAAGAGUCACCCUCAUUGUGAGCUGGUGAGUUUGUCACACAUGAGCUGGUUUCUUACCUGGAUCUGUCUCUGCGUGGGAGUCGGCAUCCCGUCGCUCUUCUUGAGACUAAGGCUACCACUUCCAGGAAUGCUCAGGGCAAACUCGUCUGUGGGGGCACCUCACCCACCCACACUGCCAAGUCUCCACCCUGGCCCCUGGCCCCCACCAGGACCCCCUCCCGCACCAUGAGGGUCCUCUGGUGGGUCUUGCGGGAGCGACACAGGGCAGUGAGAAGAUUCUGGCUUCCGGACAGCCGCGGGUCGUCAGCUUCCCUGGAAAAGGGAUGCUUGCCUAGCGAUGACGCCUGGGUCUCUCCCCCGUGGGCAGACUAGAAAGGGGAAGUGGUCAGGAUGAGGCUCACUGUCUUGAGCGGUGGGUGAGGGCCUGUGAGUGAGGAAUGCCUCUCGCCAGCUGUGCCUGAACCGCAGCACUCCAGCCACUGCUGUCUCCUUAGCCGCUCGGAUACCUUCACAGUUCAGGAUUCCACUGCAAUGAGUUGGUGGAGGAACAAUUUUUGGAUCAUCUUAGCUGUGACCAUCAUCGUUGUCUCUGUGGGCCUGGGCCUCAUCCUGUAUUGUGUCUGUAAGUGGCAGCUUCGACAAGGCAAGAAAUGGGAAAUUGCCAAGCCCUUGAAAAACAAGCAAGCAGAUGAAGAAAAAAUGUAUGAGAAUGUUCUUAAUGAGUCGCCAGUUCAAUUACCACCUCUGCCACCAAGGAAUUGGCCUUCUCUAGAAGACUUCUCCCCACAGGAAACCCCAAGUCAGCCGCCACCUACAUACUCAUUGGUAAAUAAAGUUAAAAAUAAGAAGACUGUUUCCAUCCCAAGCUACAUUGAACCUGAAGAUGACUAUGACGAUGUUGAAAUCCCUGCAAAUACUGAAAAGCAUCAUUUUGAAACAGCCAUUUCUUCUUUUUGACAAAACUGAAGAGGGUUCACACGACUUAUUUUAAAACAAUGAAGAAUGGUUAACUUCAGUAGGUCUCUGGGCCCUGAAAGCCAGUGGUGAUUUUAUGAAGCUCUAUAAGAUAAAGCACUUGCCAAACCUUAGAUGAAGGCACCCCGGCAAUCAGAUGACUGCAGCCAGAGGAGAGACAUGGGUGCUCGGCUCUGAGGACUUAGAGGGGUCAGCCUUGCGUUGUUGAGGGAAGUUUCCACGGGAAGGACCAUGGGGCUCCAUGGCUCCCACCUGUGAGAAACUACUCAUUUCUUGGCACUCUUUCCCCCUUCAUUCCCUUUGGUUUGCAUGGUUCUGAGUGAUCUGAAAUCUCUGCAUUUGGUGUUGCAGACCCUCCCAGGCUCCCAUCCCCAGCAAGGCCCUCACCAAGCAUGCUGGUCUUUACCCUCUCACCCCACCCACCUCCUGCAAUGUGAGGCCGUGGGUGAGUUACAGCUGAGUGCUCUUGUGCCCAGGCUCCCAUACCACAUCUCGCAAGUUUGCAAGGGCAGGGAGUACCUUUUGUUCUUGUGAACCCUCCCCACCUAGACACCCAGAAAACCCCAGUGCCUUUAUAUGACAUAGGCCAACUUGACCACAGAGAUUUGAGUUUUCCCCUAGGUUUUUGCCCUGUGCUUGCAAGUUGUACCGUAACAAUGGACAAAGGACAAAAGUUACCUUCUGAUUUA
Macaca mulatta (Rhesus monkey) is the source of this 1758-nucleotide messenger RNA. RefSeq names its product SLP adaptor and CSK interacting membrane protein (gene SCIMP). Lineage: Eukaryota; Metazoa; Chordata; Mammalia; Primates; Cercopithecidae. The record is from RefSeq and is a predicted model, not a curated record. Gene Ontology annotation, cellular component: immunological synapse; membrane; tetraspanin-enriched microdomain.